AUGAAGACCGUUGUAUUGGCACUCGUCUUGAUCAAUCUAGUCUGUAAUAAUGCUUUCAUUCAAAGUGAUUUGACAGUUCAAAUUGAUUCAGGAAAAAUCAAAGGGAACAUUACACCUAUCAAUAGUAAUCAAUCAUGCUUUACUUUUCUUGGCAUACCCUAUGCUCAACCGCCAGUCAGAAAUUUUCGAUUUUAUCGCCCUGUACAACCUACCAAAUGGACAGGAAUACGCCAAGCUACGACUACACCAAAGUUAUGUUAUCACAGUAUUGCAGAUUCUUCAACUUCAACCAAAAGUGAAGACUGUCUUUACUUGAAUAUUUACGUACCAGCAAAUCAAUCGUCAAAUAAUCCUUUACCUGUUCUUGUUUGGCUUCAUGGUGAUUCUCCAUCCUCGAUGAAUACGGAGUUAUUCAAUGGUCAAGCUUUCGCCGUCACUGGCAAAUUGAUUGUUGUGACCUUCGAUUUUCGUCAAGGAGUUUUAGGCUAUUUAACAGGGACUGAUACCAUGGGUCGAUCGAUCAUUACACCUAAUUUAGGCAUCUUAGAUCAGGUCAUGGCCUUACAGUGGAUUCAAAAGAAUAUUGCCAAUUUUGGUGGUAACCCUAGGCGAGUCACUUUAGCUGGUACAUCCACUGGUGCCUUCUCAAUUGGUUUACAAUUUCUAAAUUCAACACAACAACAUGGCUUAUAUCAACGCAUUGCCUUGGUCAGUGGAUCUCCACUCAUGCCACGUAUGUAUUAUUCGAAUUUAAAUGCAACCAAUAAAUCUAUGCAACAAUUCCUCAAAAAAUCUCAUUGUAGUGUACAAACGACCGCAAAAUCGAUCCUAUCCUGUUUACGCAAUUUACCUAUUGCAAACAUUUUAUCUGUUCAAUCAUCUUUAACUCCUUCAACAUACGAUAACAUGUUUAAAGCUGUUAUCGAUGGAAAUAUUAUUCAAACUGAUCCUGUAGUGGCUUUAAACAAUAAUCAAUUUAAUCGUCAGGUUCAGGUUAUGGCAAGUGUGGCCAAUCCUGUUUCUGGUUCGAGUAGUGGAAUUCAACGACAGCAAUUUAUAACUCAACUUGAUUGGUUAUUCAGUUACACUAAUCUUGUUGCAAGAUCUGCCAUUGAAAAUCGCUAUACAGAUUGGAAUAACGAAUCAUCCCCUGUCACUAAUCAGCAACAAUUAUCAUACUUAUAUUCCGAUUACAUCGUUACAGCUCCACUGGUUUCUACAUUGAAGAAGUUUGCUGCUCAAGGAAUUUCAUCAAACCCAGUCUCAAAUAAUCCCGUCGUAUGGCCAAAGUACAAUUCCAAUACUGGAAAUUAUCUAAAAGUAGCAUUAGCUCCACAGGUCUACAGCUCACCACGAGCAAACUAUGUUGCAUUUUGGAAUCAAUUCUGGCCACAAUUAACAAAGCAACCGAAAUGGAGACUGAUCAUUGCUCAAUUUUAUCUGCAAUUUUCAGCGUAA
Trichoplax adhaerens is the source of this 1458-nucleotide messenger RNA. RefSeq lists its product as uncharacterized. NCBI's taxonomy places the organism in Eukaryota, Metazoa, Placozoa, Uniplacotomia, Trichoplacea, Trichoplacidae. The record is from RefSeq and is a predicted model, not a curated record. The transcript is spliced from 3 exons. Bases 1 to 1458 code for a protein of 485 amino acids.